Messenger RNA from Caenorhabditis bovis, 471 nucleotides. NCBI's taxonomy places the organism in Eukaryota, Metazoa, Nematoda, Chromadorea, Rhabditida, Rhabditidae. The record is from the annotation of a GenBank genome assembly.
AUGCUUAUCUAUAUAACUUUCCCUUCAAGAAGACCAUCUGAUCAUUCAGCGGUUCAUGAUUCUGAUGAGGCAAGGCCAAAAAUUUCCGACAGAACAUUGGUGGUAAUUUUCAACUGGUACAAUGGAAAAGUUGUAGAAGCCAUAGAUAAGGACAAUGUGCUAUCGCCAUACUGGGAUAAUACCUUAUUUAUAACAUGCCGAGAUGAUAUUCUUUUAAAAUCCUUAUUUUUUUAUGAUAACUUGGCAUUCCCAAAGAUGCAAGAUUAUGAAACUGGAACUACUUUUCUUCCCACAGAUUAUUAUAGUCGGUAUUCCAAGCGAUUUCUUUUCACCAUGUCGCUGGAUGCUCCAAAACAUGUAAAAACCCUGUUUUACCAUCCUGUCGAUCCACUAAUUAUAGUCUCAAAGGAUAAGAAGCUUUUCGCCAUUCAUCCAAAGAAAUCGAUCGAUGCGAACAACUGUUUCGCAUAG